This is a messenger RNA of Ostrinia furnacalis (Asian corn borer), 3669 nucleotides long. Its product is annotated as roquin-1-like. Gene Ontology annotation, cellular component: cytoplasmic stress granule. Gene Ontology annotation, molecular function: ubiquitin protein ligase activity; double-stranded RNA binding; mRNA binding. The annotation marks the transcript as partial. The transcript is spliced from 15 exons. The record is from RefSeq and is a predicted model, not a curated record. Lineage: Eukaryota; Metazoa; Arthropoda; Insecta; Lepidoptera; Crambidae. Gene Ontology annotation, biological process: protein polyubiquitination; nuclear-transcribed mRNA catabolic process, deadenylation-dependent decay; ubiquitin-dependent protein catabolic process.
CGAACAGCACCGGUAGCAGCCGGCUGUCGCGGCCGAUGCAGCGCAAGCUGGUGACGCUGCUGCAAUGCGCGAUGACGGACGACGAGGGCCGGGGCCGGGCGGCGCGCGCUGCGCGGUCGUUGGGCGAGAGGACCGUCACCGAGCUCAUACUACAGCACCAGAAUCCGCAACAGCUGAGCGCCAACUUGUGGGCGGCGGUGCGAGCGCGCGGCUGCCAGUUCCUCGGGCCCGCCAUGCAGGAGGAGGUCCUCAAACUGGUCCUCUUGGCCUUGGAAGACGGCUCCGCGUUGUCUAGAAAGGUUUUAGUGAUGUUUGUAGUCCAAAGAUUGGAGCCCCACUUCCCGCAGGCUUCCAAAACUAGUAUAGGGCACGUUGUGCAGUUGUUGUACAGAGCGUCUUGUUUUAAGGUAUCAAAACGUGAAUGCGAUUCGUCGUUAAUGCAAUUAAAAGAGGAGUUCAGAUCGUACGAGUCGUUGCGUAGAGAGCACGACGCGCAGAUAGUCCAGAUAGCGACGGAGGCCGGUCUGAGGAUCGCGCCUGACCAGUGGAGUGCCUUGCUGUAUGGCGACACAGCUCAUAAGAGCCACAUGCAAAGUAUUAUUGACAAGCUGCAAACGCCGCAGUCCUUCGCGCAGUCAGUCCAGGAGCUGUUUAUAGCGCUGCAGCGAACCGGGGACCCGGCGCAGCUGGUGCUCAUGAGCGGACACCUCGACCGACUGGCCGGCAUCGACGCUAGUCCAGACGCCAGAAGCCCCUCGUGGCAGCAGCUGGCCGACAUAAUGACGUCACUCAAAGAGGUCGUGUCGGGCCUCAUCCACUACCUUCAGAAUGCAACGAGCCGCGACGCCAAUCACAACCCCCGGCCGGCCACUCAAGAGAGAUUGCCUGAACCGACGUCAAACGGGCUGCCGCCUCGUGAGCCCACGCCGUCAUCCACUCCCACUCACUCAUCCCGACACAUGCCAACCAUGUGUCGGGAGGCGGCACAGAGAUCCUUCUGCCCCCGAGGAAACGCUUGCACGUUCGCACACUCUGAGGAAGAAAUGAUAAGAUACAGAGGAAUUCCUAGCAAUCACGUCGCCGGCAACGGGAAUAUGCCCUUCAUGCCCGGCCCGCCGAUGCCCAUGAUUCCCGCCGGGAUCCCCAUCCCGCCGCCGCCGCUGUACUCGCGGUACCCGCCGCCUCACCCACACCAUCGCGCCGAUUACCAGAUUCCGCCGAUCGCCGCUCCGAUGGGACCCCCGCGCAUGAUGCAAGGCGCCGAAGCCCGCGCGCCGGAUAAUCCGCACGAGCCACGCGUGCCUCCACCGUACCACAUGAUGCCACAUCAGCGGAUGGCUGGCAUGAAGCCUAUGACCCGUUUUUACGGCCGGUACCCAAGCCCGCCACACGGCAGCAACCUUUCGCCCUACCCCGACUAUCGACCGGUACACCAGCCGUUCCCGCAGGCGGCGCCAGGCGGACUCUCGUACCAGUCAGAGGCGUGCGGGCCGCUGCCCAACAUCUAUAUUCCUCCACCGAGCAACAUCAGCCCUCAAAGGAAUUUGAGCCCGCAAUACAACUUUGACGACCUUUCGGUGGAUCUGCUUCCGGACUACCGCCCGGUGCAGUACGUGCCGCCGACGCCCCGCGACAUGCCCCGCGACAUGGCCCGCGAUUUGGGCCACGAUAUGGCCCGCGAUUUUGGCCACGACAUGGCCCGCGAUUUUGGCCACGACAUGGCUCGCGAUUUUGGCCACGACAUGGCUCGGGAUUUGGGCCACGACUUAGCCCGUGAUUUUGGCCACGAUAUGGCCCGGGAUCUGGGCCACGACUUGGCCCGCGAUUUCGGCCACGACAUGGCCCGGGAUUUGGGCCACGAUAUGGCCCGCGACAUGGGCCGCGAUAUGGCCCGGGAUUUGGGUCACGACAUGGCUCGUGAUUUAGGCCAUGAUAUGGCUCGCGACAUGGCCCGCGAUUUGGGCCACGACAUGGCCCGUGAUUUAGGCCACGACAUGGCCCGCGAUUUGGGCCACGACAUGGGCCGCGAUUUGGGCCACGACAUGGGCCGCGAUCUGGGCCACGACAUGGGCCGCGAUUUGGGCCACGACAUGGGCCACGACAUGGCCCGCGAUUUGGGCCACGACAGGGCCCGCGACAUGGCCCGCGAUUUGGGCCACGACAUGGCCCGUGAUUUAGGCCAUGACAUGGCCCGCGAUUUGGGCCACGACAGGGCCCGCGACAUGGGCCGUGAUUUGGGCCAUGGCAUGGCCCGCGACAUGCCUCGCGAUUUACCCCGGGAUCUAGCGCUCGAAUUGCCUAAUCGCGAUCUGCCACGGGACCUGGCUCAUGGCGAUCUGCCACGGGAGCUGCGCGAGCUGCCACGGGAGCUGUGCGAGCUGCCACGGGACCUGACCCGCGAGUUGCCCUUGGACCUGACCCGGGAGAUCCCUGCUCGUGACAUGACGCUCGACUUGGCCCGGGACCUGCCCCGCGAGGUGGGCUGCGACAUGACGCGCGCGCCGGAGUUGCCCCACGAGCUCGGAGCGCUCGCCGAGCCACAAGCGUGGGCUUCUGCUUCGGAUGUGUUCGGUUUCGAUGGGAUGCUAAACGCUCUGCCCGGCCCAUCUAACGCCCCCGAGGAGGUUUUCAGUUUUGAAGCCCUGCGCAACCCUCCUCCUCCGCCUAACAACCCAGAUGAGGAGUUGGAGGAAGAGCUGCAGGCCCUCGAGCGCCGAAUCGAUACCGAGUUUAAGUCGGACUAGCAUACGAGCUACCGGUACACGCUGCUGCAGUGGUCGCGCCCAUACACUGACGUCACCACCUCGCCUGCGCUGGAGACGGUACAGCACUACAUGUGCGCCCCGAUGGUGGUCCACGGGGACCGCCUCUGCGUCUGUACCAUGACCCCCGCCAACCCUCCCCUGCCAAUCAGCUUCACCUAUGUCUAGGUGACCUAGUGACAGAACAAUACUUAAAACAGUUUUAAUCCGAACAGUAUUUAUGUAUGUUUCGCGUUUAUAUAUUAACAUUAAUAUUAGUAUGAUGGUUAUAUAAAUUGUUUGGCAUUUAAUGUUGGCUACACUUGUUUAUUUGAUGAUGCAAAAGCCACGUCAAAAGUUUGUUUGUUUUCUGGAAAGGAGGGAACGGCCAGGUGUAAAGAGGAGUACGAAGUUGAAAAUGUCGAUGCUUAAGAUCUUGAUACUUGGUACAGCUUUUUUCACCUGACUGUCAAUUGACACAAACUUAUCUAAUUAGGCGAUGAACUAUAAAGACUGCUCGAGAUGACUGCGUUUGUACGGUGAUAAGUUUGUGUUCAAUCAAGUGAAAUGCUGUGAUUCUUUCUCGUGUUAUCUAGUAGUGAUAUAAGCAAAGCUAAUUGUACACGUACAUGAGAUGUGCUCUGGUCGUAUGACAUAAGUUAGAAAUAUAUCAAAGUGCAAAGUAUACUCAUAACUUGUGUAUGGACAUUUUAGAAAGCAACAGGCACGUCAUCUUUCCUAAAUUUUUGUAGAUAUAAUUGAUGUUUAAAUUAUUUGCUUGAAAUAGUUAAGAAUGAAUGGUUAGCGGCCAUUUUGUUUAAUGGUUUUUAACCAUGCCAGAAUGUGAUUGAUACAGAAUAAAAAAAUAAAAAUACAAAAAUAUAUAUAUGUAUCGUACUGUAGUUAGUCCAGUCAAUGAAUGCUUUAA